AGCCUGGAAGAAAGCCUUGCACAUGGAAAUCAUUUUGUGCUAUUGUUCAUUCAUAGUUGUUCAUCAAGUUCUUUGAGUCUUCAAGGGCAGAAUUUACCUCUAAACAGAAAGAUGGAAACUAAAGUUCAUUUAUUUUGCCAGGGGGAAGAAAAUACUGAUUCAUCAGAUGAUGACUGUAAUUCUUUUGCAGCUGACUUAUUAUCAAGAGAUAUUGACAGCAAAAAGUACAUCAAGUUUUCUAAAAGAAUAGAGAAGAGAAUUUCACCUGAAAUUAGGGGUUUGAACCCAGAACACACAAAAAAGUAUGAAACAUCAAUGUUCCUACUCGGAGAGGAAAAAUCCUCUGACUUUUCAGGAGAAAAAAAAGGCAGGAGGAAGAAGAGUUUACAAGUACAAUUGCAUACUAGAAGAACUGAGGUUGCUCCUUUGUCUGUGAAGGAGAAGAUGACUAGAAAAGAAAGCUCUUUAUACAAGUUGCCAAGUCAGUACAGCAUUCACAAGACUUUGUCACCUCUUGAUAAAUCUUCCUCAGUUAUUCGGAAAGAUGAAAAACUUUCUAACCUUUACCAGACACUAUAUGAUGAAGUACCUGAAGGAUGCUUUUACUCAGAAGAAUUAAGCGCACUUCAGAAAGCCUGUAAAAUUUUUAGUAAAAUUCGAGGUGGUAAGGUUUAUGUGAAUGAUCUGCCAAUGAUCCAUCGAAUCUUGAAGAUCUCUAUAAGUGACACAGAAAUGCGAAAGGCACUGAAGACUAUUGAUAUUGAUGUUAAUGGAAUGCUGGAUUUUUCAGAUUUCCUUAAGGCUGUGAAUAAUGUCUGUUAUUUGGUCUCUCGGAAUCCAGUUAAUGGAAUGCUGGAUUUUUCAGAUUUCCUUAAGGCUGUGAAUAAUGUCUGUUAUUUGGUCUCUCGGAAUCCAG
Molecule: messenger RNA, 916 nt
Organism: Odocoileus virginianus texanus
Lineage: Eukaryota; Metazoa; Chordata; Mammalia; Artiodactyla; Cervidae
Source: RefSeq, a predicted model, not a curated record